UUCCCUCCAAUACUCAAUUAUAACAGCAGGUAGUAGAACAGAGAAAAUGGGGUGGGCAAUCGCUCUACACGGUGGUGCCGGUGACAUACCACUCAACCUACCACCAGAGCGCCGCCUUCCUCGCGAGGCUGCACUCCGCCACUGCCUCGAGAUCGGCGUAGCUGCUCUCAAAGCUCAAAAACAUCCACUUGACGUUGUCGAACUCGUGGUGCGUGAACUAGAGAAUCACCCAAACUUUAAUGCGGGUAAAGGAUCGGUUUUGACCUCGGCGGGGACGGUGGAGAUGGAAGCUUGUAUUAUGGAUGGCAAAACUAAAAAAUGUGGAGCUGUGUCUGGUCUCACAACUGUUGUGAAUGCAAUUUCUUUAGCACGGUUAGUCAUGGAGAAGACUCCUCAUAUCUAUCUUGCAUUUGAUGGAGCUGAGGCUUUUGCUAGGGAACAAGGUGUUGAGACAAUUGAUGCAAGUCAAUUUGUAACUGCAGAGAACAUUGAGAGACUGAAGCAGGCAAAAGAAGCUAACAGAGUUCAGAUUGACUACACACAACCUGUUCGAAACAAUGAGGAAGUCCAAAUUCCAAUUGCUGAUGGGGACAGCCAAAUUGGAACUGUUGGAUGUGUGGCUGUUGAUAAUAAUGGGAACUUAGCAUCUGCUACUUCGACUGGUGGAUUGGUGAACAAAAUGGUGGGUAGGAUUGGGGACACGCCUAUAAUCGGUGCAGGAACAUAUGCCAACAGUCUCUGUGCAGUUUCUGCUACAGGCAAAGGGGAAUCUAUAAUACGCGGUACAGUGGCUAGGGAUGUGGCUGCUCUCAUGGAGUUCAAAGGUCUUUCGCUUAAGGAAGCAGCAGCUUAUGUCGUGGAGGAGUGUGUUCCUGUAGCAACAGUCGGAUUGGUUGCUGUGUCGGCAACUGGAGAAGUCACAAUGCCAUUUAAUACAACUGGAAUGUUUCGAGCUUGUGCUACGGAAGAUGGUUAUUCAGAAAUUGCAAUAUGGCCUCCUCUGCGAGAUUGAUUGAUAUUGGUAAAUUCAACUGCUUUAAUUUAUUAUUAAAGCAUGUACCCUAGCUGAAAAAUGAGUGAUGAAUUAUGUUAGAGUGCUAUGAACUCUAUUGCUUUCUGUUUUUUAAAUUAUGAAACUUAAAUUCAAAUAUCAAUCUUCCUAGGAUUAAGGAAAA
Molecule: messenger RNA, 1175 nt
Organism: Mercurialis annua (annual mercury)
Lineage: Eukaryota; Viridiplantae; Streptophyta; Magnoliopsida; Malpighiales; Euphorbiaceae
Product: isoaspartyl peptidase/L-asparaginase 1
Exons: 4
Coding region: 47-1012 (321 amino acids)
Molecular function (GO): hydrolase activity
Source: RefSeq, a predicted model, not a curated record